Messenger RNA from Kogia breviceps (pygmy sperm whale), 3986 nucleotides. RefSeq names its product APC down-regulated 1 (gene APCDD1). NCBI's taxonomy places the organism in Eukaryota, Metazoa, Chordata, Mammalia, Artiodactyla, Physeteridae. Gene Ontology annotation, biological process: negative regulation of Wnt signaling pathway. The record is from RefSeq and is a predicted model, not a curated record. Gene Ontology annotation, cellular component: plasma membrane. Gene Ontology annotation, molecular function: Wnt-protein binding.
UGUGACUCACCUGGUUUGGCUGAAUGGGGUUGCUGGUGAGAUUGCAUUUAGCAUUCAUUGCAAAACGAUUACCACAGCUUCAUUAACAUCCAUCUUUUAUUGUUGUACGUUUGUCUAACUGGUGUCGGGUUUUUAUUUCCUAACACAGUGCUGAAUUCCUAGUAGGUCCACAAUAAAGACCUCUCACAUUGUGAGUCACUUCAGGAGUGAAUCUCAGAGGAAACAGUGGGCUUUCAGAUAAUAACUCCAUCUGUUUUCCUUGCCUUUUUCUGCACACGAGGCUGGUGGUACUUUUGCAUGUGUAAAUUUUGGCCAACCUGGACGACGUGAAGAUAAACUUAGUCCUAGUGUCCCUUUACCCGUGGAAAAUACAGAUGUGCAGUCAAGACCCUGUAACGUAUGUUUGUUUGUCACCAACUCUGAGGGGCAGCCUUGGAAGAUCACUGGGGGAAAUGCCACACCUGAGCCCUUAUAGGACGGGCAUAGGACUUGCACCCCCUCUAGAGGGCGUCCGUUUGGGGAUUGAGAGACCCCGAGGUGCAUGAGGUGGUACGGGCAGAAGGGAGUCCCCACUGUAGGGCACCUCCUAGCUGUUCCCUGGGCCUUUCUCCCCGUCUCCGUUCAUCCUUCACUGAAGCUGCUGGCUCUCUGCCUUCCCAUCUGUGUGUCACCGCACCUGUCCACCCUUCCUGACUACCUUUUCUACCUGUCCCCUCAGCGCCAUCUCCAGCCUGAUGACUCUGGAGCAUGCAGUUCUGUCCCCUGCAGCCCUGCACAGCUGCUCGUGGGAUGCACGGCCUUGUUUGCAGUUUCAUGGACCUGGGCUUGAGCUCAGGCUUUGCCAGGAACUCGCCAAACGACCUCAUGCAAAUCACAUUCGUUAUCUCCACAGACCCCAGUUUUCUCACCUGGGAGAGGAUCUCCUGGGACACUGUAAAAUGUGAAUUCUAGGAGAGCCAAGACAGUGAUAAAACCUGGCGUUUCCCACCUGUGGGAUGUCCCCCCCUCGGGGACAGCUCCUCAGUUGGCCUCAUGUCUCUGCAGCUCCCCUGACACCUGCCUUGCAUGUAUCUGUUUCAGGGCUGGGAGAGGGCUCUGCCCUCCUUCAUCCGGACAGCAGGUCCCACCCCAGGUCCUUGGAGAAAAGUGCCUGGAGGGCUUUCAAGGAAUCCCAGUGUCACCACAUGCUCAAACAUCUCCACAAUGGUGCCAGGAUCACUGUGCAGAUGCCGCCUGCCAUCGAGGGCCACUGGGUGUCCACCAGCUGUGAGGUGCGGUCGGGCCCCGAGUUCAUCACCAGGUCCUACCGGUUCUACCACAACAACACGUUCAAGGCCUACCAGUUCUACUAUGGCGGCAACCGCUGCACCAGCCCCACCUACACGCUGGUGGUCCGCGGCAAGAUCCGCCUGCGCCAGGCCUCCUGGAUCAUCCGCGGCGGCACCGAGGCUGACUACCAGCUGCACCGCGUGCAGGUCGUGUGCCACUCAGAGGCCGUGGCGGAGCGGCUCGGCCAGCUGGUCAACCGCACGUGCCCUGGCUUCGUGCCCGCCGGCGGUCCCUGGGUGCAGGACGUGCCCUACGACCUGUGGCGGGAGGAGGGCGGCCGUGAGUGCACCCGGGCCGUGAACUUUGCCAUGCACGAGCUGCAGCUGGUCCGCGUGGAGAAGCAGUACCUGCAGCACAACCUGGACCGCCUGGUGGAGGAGCUCUUCCUGGGUGACAUCCACACUGACGCCUCCCAGAGGAUGUUCUACAGGCCGUCCAGCUACCAGCCCCCGCUGCAGAAUGCCAAGAACCACGACCGCGCCUGCAUCGCCUGCCGCAUCAUCCACCGGUCGGACGAGCACCGGCCGCCCCUGCUGCCCCCUAAGGCGGACCUGACGGUGGGCCUGCACGGCGAGUGGGUGAGCCAGCGCUGCGAGGUGCGGCCAGAGGUCCUCUUCCUCACGCGCCACUUCAUCUUCCACGACAACAACCACACCUGGGAGGGGCACUACUACCACUACUCCGACCCCGUGUGCAAGCAUCCCACCUUCACCAUCUACGCCAAGGGUCGCUACAGCCGCGGCGUGCACUCCGCCAGGGUCAUGGGCGGCACGGAGUUCGUGUUCAAAGUGAACCACAUGAAGGUCACCCCCAUGGACGCGGCCACUGCCUCGCUGCUCAAUGUCUUCAACGGGAACGAGUGCGGGGCCGAGGGCUCCUGGCAGGUGGGUGUCCAGCAGGACGUGACCCACACCAAUGGCUGUGUGGCACUGGGCAUCAAACUACCUCACACGGAAUACGAGAUCUUCAAGAUGGAGCAGGAUGCCCGCGGCCACUACCUGCUCUUCAAUGGCCAGAGGCCCAGCGACGGCUCCAGCCCGGACAGGCCCGAGAAGAGAGCCACAUCCUACCAGAUGCCCUUGGUCCAGUGCGCCUCCUCAGCGCCCAGGGCUGAGGACUUCUCUGAGGACUCCGGGCAGCAUCAGCACCGGAGCUGGGCACCCGGGAGCGGCCCGUGUCCCCUGCUGCUGGCUGGGCUCGCUGGCCUUUGGACUCUGCAGCCCUGGCACAGUCUUGGAUAGAAGCGCUUACAGAGUUUGAUUUUUCCAAACCGGGAUGCCUUACAAUUUACAGAUUUUCUUUACAAAAAGAAAAGACACUUCUUCCUCAGAUGCACUUGAGCGGCUGAGAACAGUCCUUCUCCCCGCCUGGCCCCCGCCCGCCUGGCCUGAGUCAUGAGCUGUUUGAAGUUUUGGCUUUGAACUCCAUCCAGUCGGAUCCCGGGCCCGGGCGUCCUCACCAUAUAAUUGCACUUUAAGACCGCAGAGAGUUUGAGGCGAGCGUUUUGGCAGAGGGAACAGGGUGAGAGCUCGAUCUUCUUUUCUUCCUCUUCAUUAUUAUUGCAUUUCGGGGGGGAACUUAGGAGAAACAGAUAUCAGCUUCAGCUUUUCCUUCUGCUUCACUGCGGUUGCUUUCUGCUCCUUUGAGCCUGUUUCACUCUCCGAGUUUUCCAACCUGGAAUGCAGUGCAGAGUUGGUUUGGGACUGCGAUCCAGACACCUCUGAUUAAAUAAAGAAGAGAUAGGGGUGCAGGACAAGACACUGGUGUAACGGAACCACCUUGACAGCUUUAUGCAAAAAGAGAGCAAAUCCACACUUUCAAAUGUUGAAAAGUAUCUGUAAUUAAAGUUUCAGAGUCAUUUAAACGUUGGUUGUUUUCACUUGUUGGGAGAUGUUGGUGCUGGUCUCUGGGCGGCUGCAGGAUGCACGCUGCUCUACCUGCCCGGGGGACAGGGUGCUGGAGUACGUGUCAGAUGGAGGCUGUCCCGCUACAGACGGACAGGAGCAGCAGUGCAGGGAGGGUGACGGUGCAUGAUGCUGACCUGAGUGACGCAGUGCCCAUUCGGUCUGGCCUCAUCUCCGUGGGACCCCAUCCCGGCUCACGUCGUGUCUGGAGCUGCACUGUGCCAUCUCUGUCACUUCAAAGACCAAGACUCAGAGGCCACGUUUGGGUGCCACGGGCCUGGCUGUGCAGAGAAGGCGGUGGGGGGAUCCUAGCCGGGUGCCCCACGAGACCAUCCACCCUCCUCACGGGCCGGGCCGGCCCAACCCAGCUCUGUCACUGCAGAGGGUCUCAGGGCACCUUCUACAGAGUCUGUGAGGGUGCGUGAGUCACGCCUGCGUGUCACUUUGGAUUAUUACGAAUGGUGCGCUCAGGACGCCAGAGGUGGUUGCCAGGGGAGACCGAUGGAGGGAAAUGGUGAAUAACCGACAGAAAGCCUGGACAUAACUAAAGACCAGUGUGGAAACCACGGUCAAGGUCUAGAGUCACACCUAUAUUUAAGAGUUACCUUUACGAGAUGCUGUGAUAUUAAGUUAUAAGUGGGGCGUGGAGGACCACAGUGCUUUAUCUCUAGAUGAUAUUUUACGUUGUGGUUGAGGGGGUUUAUUCAAAUGAAAGUACUAACUUAAUGUCUGCCAAGUUUAAUAAACAGAGAU